AAUUUACAUACGUACAUAUAUCUCACUGUAAUUUCGGAAAUUCAAAAAAAAAAUGAAAAUAAACAAGUUCAUUCUUUUUUAAAAAGCCUGAUAAAAAUGUAAAAAUUCGUCAAAAGUGAGACGAGAGAAAAUUAUGUAGACAUGAUCGAUGUUGCGAAUUUACUAAUUUUAUUCUCAGAAAUCAUCAUUCUCAGCUGCAUUAAACAGAAUUCAGCCUUUUUGGAAACCAUGAAUAUUACCAGAAGACAAGGACUGGAUCUGCCUCGAUUGCUUUACACUGCAGAAAUAAUGCCAGACAUUGUUCCCCUUGGCCAGAUAGAAUUGCUAAAUGUAACUUUUUACAACGGCCAAGAGCUAGAAAUUGGAUCCAUGUACAGCCAUAGAGAGUUAAAAGAGCCUCCUCAUGUGUAUUGGUCGUACAAUUUGAGUUCGAUAGAUUUUUACACAUUGAGUAUAGUCAACUUGGAUGAUUUUAUCUCAAAACUCGAAACUAGGCUGCAAUGGCAUGUCUGGCUAGUUGGAAACAUACCAAAAAAUCGAAUAGAGUUGGGAGACCCUUUGAUAGAAUUCCAAGCACCAGUUGAAACUAAAGACAAAAGGUUCAGAACGCAACAUCGAGUUGCCAUUUUUGUAUGGAGACAGCCUAAGGGUAAGCUGAUUAAAUACCAGGGUCCAAUUUUAACCUCAAGCCUCGUAUUUUUUUUCUGCAGCGAUCAUCGAUGGAAUUACACGAUUCAGAGCUUUAUGAAAAAGUAUCGAUUGGGAAUUCCUUACGCUGCGACGUAUUUUAUGAUGAACGAAUAAACACGAAUAGAAAUGCGUCUUUUUUUUAUGAACUUGAUUCAAAGAAAGAGAACAACCAAGACUUGUUUUUCAAAAGUGUAAAGAACAAAUUCAAUAAACUUUUGUCUCGAU
Planococcus citri (citrus mealybug) is the source of this 915-nucleotide messenger RNA. Its product is annotated as phosphatidylethanolamine-binding protein 2-like. The transcript has 6 exons. The record is from RefSeq and is a predicted model, not a curated record. NCBI's taxonomy places the organism in Eukaryota, Metazoa, Arthropoda, Insecta, Hemiptera, Pseudococcidae. Bases 142 to 804 code for a protein of 220 amino acids.